Molecule: messenger RNA, 968 nt
Organism: Durio zibethinus
Lineage: Eukaryota; Viridiplantae; Streptophyta; Magnoliopsida; Malvales; Malvaceae
Product: sphinganine C4-monooxygenase 1-like
Biological process (GO): lipid biosynthetic process
Molecular function (GO): iron ion binding; oxidoreductase activity
Source: RefSeq, a predicted model, not a curated record
ACUGUGUCAUUCUUGGUUCAACAUUUAUUGCUCAAAAUCCUUUUUACAUAAAAUCUGAUGACUCAUUGGCCACAUUUAAUAGGGUUUGUCAUUGAAGGUCAUCUCUGUUUGCUAUAAGUUGAUAAGCACGAAUUUGCACGGCCAUUUCUUGGUGUUCUUCAUUGGAUUGUGUAGAAGAGAAGAGAUGGGUUUGGCGAUAUCAGAUGAGUUGCUGGGAACCUUUGUUCCGAUUGUUGUUUAUUGGAUUUAUUCAGGGAUUUACAUGGUUUUGGGGUCAUUUGAGAAUUACAGAUUGCAUCCAACGCAAGAUGAGGCAGAGAAGAAUCUGGUGUCCAAGGAGAAAGUCAUCAAAAAUGUUCUUUUGCAACAGACCAUUCAAGCUAUUCUAGCUAUCUUUUUAUAUAAGGUGACAGGAAAUGAGGCUGGUGCUUCCAAAAGUCAAUCAUCUUCCCUUACUGAUAUUGCAAGACAAUUUGUUAUAGCAAUGCUUGUUUUGGAUACAUGGCAAUAUUUUAUGCAUAGAUAUUUCCACCACAACAAGUUCUUAUACCGCCACUUUCAUUCUCAUCACCAUAGGCUUGUUGUUCCCUAUGCAUUUGGUGCCAUUUACAAUCACCCACUGGAGGCUUUUGCCUUUGACAUAAUUGGUGGGGCUUUAUCUUACUUCCUCUCCGGUAUGUCUCCUCGAACUUCAAUACUUUUCUUCUCCUUUGCCACCAUCAAAUCAGUGGAUGACCAUUGCGGAUUAUGGCUUCCUGGAAACCUCUUCCACCUCUUCUUUUACAACAAUUCGGCAUAUCAUGAUGUCCACCACCAUCUAUAUGGAGGCAAAUAUAACUUCUCUCAACCAUUCUUCGUCAUGUGGGAUAGAAUCAUGGGAACAUACAUGCCUUAUUCACUUGAGAAGAGAGCCGAAGGAGGGUUUGAAGCUAGGCCUACUAAAAGAGCAAAUGAAUGAUAUGAAUAUU